Alnus glutinosa is the source of this 937-nucleotide messenger RNA. Its product is annotated as large ribosomal subunit protein eL6-like. Lineage: Eukaryota; Viridiplantae; Streptophyta; Magnoliopsida; Fagales; Betulaceae. The record is from RefSeq and is a predicted model, not a curated record. The transcript is spliced from 4 exons. Gene Ontology annotation, biological process: ribosomal large subunit assembly; cytoplasmic translation. The coding region runs from base 95 to 799 and encodes 234 amino acids. Gene Ontology annotation, molecular function: RNA binding; structural constituent of ribosome. Gene Ontology annotation, cellular component: cytosolic large ribosomal subunit; ribosome.
UUGUAAGGUGGCUAGGGUUUAUCUCCUCUUCCCCUCUCUGCUCCUCCGUCUUCUUUUCUAUUGUCAAGAGCAAAAGCCCUAGCUUCCAAUUACAAUGGCGCCGGAGAUGGGAGGCGCGAGAAUGAGCCGCAACCCAGAUCUCAUUCGCGGCGUUGGCAAGUACUCCAGAUCCAAGAUGUACCACAAGCGUGGCCUCUGGGCUAUAAAGGCCAAAAACGGCGGCGUUUUCCCCCGCCACGACCCCAGGCCGGCGGUUACCAACCCGUUACCGGCGAAGCCGCCCAAGUUCUACCCAGCUGACGACGUAAAGAAGCCGCUCGUCAACAAGCGCAAGCCCAAGCCCACCAAGCUCAGGUCGAGUAUUACUCCAGGGACGGUGUUGAUAUUGUUGGCUGGGAGGUUCAUGGGGAAGAGAGUUGUUUUUCUCAAACAGCUUUCAUCUGGGUUGCUUCUGGUUACUGGGCCAUUCAAGAUCAAUGGUGUUCCCUUAAGACGGGUGAACCAAUCUUACAUUAUUGCAACUUCCACCAAGGUUGACGUUUCUGGGGUCAAUUUAGAAAAGUUUGAUGAUGAUUACUUCACAAAGGAAGGAGGCAAGAAGAUAAAGAAAGGAGAGGGAGAGUUCUUUGAGGCAGAGAAAGAGGAAAAGAAGGCACUCCCGCAAGAGAAGAAAGAUGGUCAAAAGCUUGUUGAUUCCCCAUUGAUAAAGGCCAUUGAGGGAGUCCCAGACUUGCAGAGCUAUCUGGCUGCAAGAUUUUCUCUCAAGUCAGGCAUGAAGCCUCAUGAGCUAGUGUUUUAGAGGAAAUAUCUCAGUUGAGAAUUGUCUAUUCUGGAGUUUGCUGACUAGAAUAUAAGUUGCCAUAUUUUCAAAUUUUAAUAGAAGAACCAAAAUUUUGUAUUGACAAAUUUUGCAUUAUGUGAGAAAUUGAUUUUGCCA